Molecule: messenger RNA, 2378 nt
Organism: Exophiala dermatitidis NIH/UT8656
Lineage: Eukaryota; Fungi; Ascomycota; Eurotiomycetes; Chaetothyriales; Herpotrichiellaceae
Product: general transcription factor IIIA
Exons: 1
Coding region: 144-1871 (575 amino acids)
Cellular component (GO): nucleus
Source: RefSeq, a predicted model, not a curated record
CCGAAAAAUAUCUCCCCACAACUCCGCCAUUGGCUCAGUCUUCAAGCCCAUCACUGUAGACCAGGUCAGGCCGUGAUUUUUCUUUUCGCGGUGCUCGAAUCCCUGAUCACAGCCGGCAACAACGUUGCGGCAAGUCCACUGUCAUGGCGAAGACAGAGUCUGACGAUGAGUUCGACCUGGAUGAUUACGAGAUGGUCAGCUCUGAGGACGAACCACCGACUCAGAUCGACGACACUCCGGCCUCUACUCCCCCAUCCACCGCCCUUCCACCCUGUCGCCAGAAGACGCUGAAAUGUCCCUGGGAAAACUGCGACAAGGCGUUCAACCGGCAGGCCAGACUCGCCGAGCACAUCCGAUCUCACACCAAUACCCGACCUUUCGUCUGCCCGCACCCUCCAUGCACCAAAGCCUUUCUACGAGCGAGCCAUUUGAAUCAUCACGUCAAGAGCGCUCACAGCGAUGUCAGGGACUACAAAUGCACAUGGGCAGGCUGUGAUGCAAGUUUUGCUACUGGAACCAGACUGCGGCGUCAUAUCCAGGCACAUGAGGCCAAAGAAAGAUUCAGAUGCCGUGGCCAUCCUGGCUGCAACCAGACCUUCCGCAAGCAAGAAACCCUAGAUCGACACAUCUUGUCUGCUCACCAGAACAUCAAACCCUUUCAAUGCACAGAACUCGACUCUGUCACCGGCCUUCCGUGUACAAAAGCCUACGACACCGCCGAGAAUCUACGCACUCAUCAAAGAGCCAAGCAUGACCCCACGCGGUUCUCCUGUUCAGAAUGCAUGGCUCAAAAUGCAGCGGUACUCGCCAAUCCAACUGAUGGUAUCAAUCCAGAGAACUUGAUUGUGGCCUCCUUUGCGACCUAUGGAGAACUCCGUGCUCAUAUUAUUGAAGUCCAUCCACCAACCUGUUCACUCUGUCCUACUUCGUUCAUCACCAACAAGGAGUUGACUCGACACCUGGAAAUCCAGCAUGGGAUCCUGCCUCCCAACAAAGCCGCAGAAAACGCAACCAUGUUCCCCUGCACCCACCCUGGUUGUGGCAAAAAGUUCACCAAGAAGGGUAAUCUGAAUGUUCACAUCAAAACUGUCCAUGAAAACCACCGCGACUUCGUCUGCGGCAAGACAGAAAUCACUCUGCCGGAAGAACUUGCCGAUCAACCAGAUGUUGCCGUCUAUGGCUGCAACCGCAGCUUCACUAGCAAGGCGAGUCUGGAGGAGCAUGUCCGGACUGCACAUCUUGGCUUGGAGUCCAAGCGGGCCAUCCGCGAGAAGAAACGCAAGGCGGGACAGGAAGAUUCCGGUGAUCUCAAUGGCAGCCCCGAACCAGGUCAGGCGUUUAAGAAGCGCAAGCCUCGCUCAGACAAGGGGGUCAAGAAGUCGUCCACCAUCGCCUCUCUCACAGGAGUUGCAGCCACAAAUCUAGCACACAAUCCUGGUGCUGACCUGUCAUUUCCCAGACAGUCAGAAACGCAAGCAGAAGCAGAGGCUGACAACUCUGGAAAUGAGAUGGAUGAUGAAGGCGGGGCCUAUGACUCUCUUCUAUCUGGAUCCAUGACCAUGUGCGGCAGCCAGAUCUUCCACUACGGCACUUCUUACCAUUACCCUUCGGGCGAAUAUCCGACUUCCACCCAAAACUCCCGUGCCGAACUAUCCAGACCCGGCGCCGAAGACGAUGAUAACGACGCUGAUGCUGAUGCUGACGCAGACCUGGGUCCCACCGACGGUCACGACGAUGGUUUCGGCCACUACACCCCGCCAGUGACCAUGGACUACGAGGUCGAGGUCGACGACAACUUCUUCGGCCACUUCGAGCAGGACCAUCACCCUCAUCAACCGGGCUUUGUCUACCCACCUCCCUUCGCGCAUUGAGCGAACAACAUCUGGCCUGAAGCUCAUCGGCAGUUGCGCGCACCUUUGCCCAUGCAUGAAACGAAGCGAUGUCCCCCUUUCCCCUUUCUUCCCCUUCUUCCAAGCAAGUGACAUGAUACGAGAUGAUACCCCCUUCAGCAAGUCACGUCUUGAGCGUUUUGAAAAAAGUGGUUUUCAUGAACUUCGGCCGACGAGCCGUCGAGUGGACAGAAUACAGAUUUUCUUCCUCUUUUUCCUUUUUCAUUCCAUCACGGAUCAAGCCUGGCGUCCUGGGGGCUCAGAAGCAGUGUAUUGCACUCGGAGUGCAAUUGGAUGGUUAACGUCUCCACAAAAGUCUCGUUCAUCACAAUUUGAGAGGAGACGGCAUGGACGUGCCACUAAUAGGGCGAUUUCAAUGACAACCCUGAACUCGAAUGGGGUCCAAAAGUGUGCCUCUUUUUGCUGCUAUUCAGUGCGCUAGAGAUACGAAGAGACUAAUGAUGAAUCCCCGAGAAGGGCUGCUUUCCA